Molecule: messenger RNA, 861 nt
Organism: Acaulospora morrowiae
Lineage: Eukaryota; Fungi; Glomeromycota; Glomeromycetes; Diversisporales; Acaulosporaceae
Source: the annotation of a GenBank genome assembly
AUGUCUCGCCCUGAACAUCAAGCACCACCAGAAAUUUAUUAUAAUGACGACGAAGCAAAGAAGUAUACGUCGAACACUCGAAUACAAAGUGUUCAAGCUGAAAUGACGUAUAGAGCUCUUGAAUUGCUAAGUUUACCUGAAAAUGAAUCAUCUUUUUUACUCGACAUUGGAUGUGGGUCUGGUUUAAGCGGUGAAAUUUUGGAUGAAGAGGGUUACAUUUGGGUUGGAAUGGACAUUUCACCUGCUAUGUUACAAGUCGCAUUAGAGAGAGAAGUCGAAGGUGAUUUGUUCUUACAAGAUGUUGGUCAGGGAAUGGCAUUUCGCCCGGGUACAUUUGAUGGCGCAAUAAGCAUUUCCGUCUUACAAUGGCUAUGCAACGCGGAUCACACCUCACAUAACCCCAAAACACGAUUGACUAGGUUCUUUUCUACAUUAUAUUCAUCAUUGCGUCGCGGUGCUCGUGCCGUGUUUCAAUUUUAUCCCGAAAAUGACGAUCAGUGUGAACUGAUAAUGAACACUGCUAUGAGGUGUGGAUUUGAAGGUGGUCUCGUAGUUGAUUACCCAAAUAGCAAAAAGGCAAAAAAGUAUUUUCUAUGUUUAUUUGCUGGUCAGAGUGCUCCAGGAGUUAAACAACAGAUGCCAAAAGCUUUAGGCGAGGACGCUGAAAGUGAACCCAAUACUGUGGUUUAUUCAAGUCGGAGAAUAAAUGAACAGCAACAUAGAAAGAAAGGAAAACAACGAAAAUCAAUCAAGGAAAGGGACUGGAUUUUGCAUAAAAAAGAGGUAGCACGGAUGAGAGGAAAGAAGGACGUACCGAUGGAUUCAAAAUACACGGGACGAAAGAGGAAUCCAAAAUUUUAG